AGAGGCUGAGAGGCCCCACCCCUAGAGCGUGGCGCAAACCCAGGCCACGCCCCGGAGGCGGGGCGCCGCCGGACUGAGGCGGGCUGGCUCAGUGCAGCGGCGGCAGCGGGGGAAGAUGGCGGCGGCUGUUCCCCAGCGUGCAUGGACCGUGGAGCAGCUGCGCAGCGAGCAGCUGCCCAAGAAGGACAUUAUCAAGUUUCUGCAGGAUCACGGUUCAGAUUCGUUUCUUGCAGAACAUAAACUAUUGGGAAACAUUAAAAAUGUAGCUAAGACUGCUAAUAAGGAUCAUUUGGUUACAGCCUAUAACCAUCUUUUUGAAACUAAGCGUUUCAAGGGUACUGAAACUGUAAGUAAAGUGUCUGAGCAAGUGAAAAAUGUGAAGCUUAAUGACGAUAAACCCAAAGAAACCAAGUCUGAAGAGACUCUUGAGGAGGGUCCACCGAAAUAUACAAAAUCUGUUCUAAAAAAGGGAGAUAAAACCAACUUUCCUAAAAAGGGAGACGUUGUUCACUGCUGGUAUACAGGGACACUCCCAGAUGGAACUGUUUUUGACACUAAUAUUCAAACAAGUUCAAAGAAGAAGAAAAAUGCCAAGCCUUUAAGCUUCAAGGUUGGAGUAGGCAAGGUUAUCAGAGGAUGGGAUGAAGCGCUCCUGACUAUGAGUAAAGGAGAAAAGGCUCGACUGGAGAUUGAACCAGAAUGGGCCUAUGGAAAGAAAGGACAGCCUGACGCCAAAAUUCCACCAAAUGCCAAACUCAUUUUUGAAGUAGAAUUAGUAGAUAUUGACUGAAACCAGUGCUUCAGAUCAGAAGACAUCAACAAUAAAAACUUGGCCUUGAAACUUAA
Molecule: messenger RNA, 846 nt
Organism: Peromyscus eremicus (cactus mouse)
Lineage: Eukaryota; Metazoa; Chordata; Mammalia; Rodentia; Cricetidae
Gene: Fkbp3
Product: FKBP prolyl isomerase 3
Exons: 7
Coding region: 116-790 (224 amino acids)
Molecular function (GO): peptidyl-prolyl cis-trans isomerase activity
Source: RefSeq, a predicted model, not a curated record